GCGAGUAAGUCCGCGCGUGCGCAUCGCGCGCGGUUAGUGGCGUCGCGGUCUCCUGUGGGUAUUCCUGCAAAAUGGGUUCCGUGGCCUAGUGCUCCACGCAUUACCACCCGUGAUAGUGCGCCGAGGUCCGCGAAGAAGGGUUGCCGCCGAGCCGGUCCGGGCUGGUUAGAACCGCUCGGAAGCCCGGCGGCUGACAGGGCCGGGAGGACACGGAGCCCACUCCGCUGUGCGGUGACCAGGCCCACAUUUUGCUCAGGUCUCCACAGCGCGCGGGUCCUGAAGGAUGGCAGCCAUCCCUUCUAGCGGCUCGCUCGUGGCUACCCAUGACUACUACCGGCGACGCCUGGGCUCCUCGUCCAGCAGCAGCUCCUGCGGAAGUGCAGAGUACCCCGGGGACACCGUGCCCCACCCCCCGGGUCUCCCCAAGGCCGACCCUGGCCACUGGUGGGCCAGCUUCUAUUUUGGGAAGUCCACCCUCCCAUUCAUGACCACAGUGUUGGAGUCUCCUGAGCACCCGGCAGAAUACCCCCAGGCCUCCAAAAGCCCGAUCACCCGUGGCCUGGCUCCUGAAACCAUGAAGCAGCAGCCAGUCGUCCAUCCUGGCCAGGCCAACACGAAGGCCCCGUCCUGAUCUAGCAGAACCACAGCAAACCCAACUUCAGUGGUGCUAGGCCAGAGCCCCACCCAUCCACCCCACCCUGUAAACUAGGAAGGUUGUGCAAGCAACAGACACCAGCAGAAGCUAGUGAAAGCACCCCUGUUGGUACACAGUACUGAGCUUUCCUGAUCCCGAAACUGUGCCUUGCACCAAGCAGAAAAUAAACUCCCAGCAGCCAUGCCCCCGC
This is a messenger RNA of Chionomys nivalis (European snow vole), 845 nucleotides long. It is a transcript of the gene Ppdpf, whose product is annotated as pancreatic progenitor cell differentiation and proliferation factor. Gene Ontology annotation, biological process: cell differentiation; multicellular organism development. Lineage: Eukaryota; Metazoa; Chordata; Mammalia; Rodentia; Cricetidae. The coding region runs from base 284 to 631 and encodes 115 amino acids. The record is from RefSeq and is a predicted model, not a curated record. The transcript has 5 exons.